AAGUCUUGGCGGAAGUGACUCAAUAGCGCUUCGUGCUGCAGAAUAAUGCACUUUUAACCGCUCAGAGUUUCACAAAAAUGUCUUAAAAUCUAAAAUUUUCCUAAAUGCAUUUUAAUCUCCCACACUGGUCGGUUAAUUACCUUAAUAAGCUUUUAUCACCGCAGUAAGACGGAUAUUUUUCACUCUGAUCCUGUUUUCAGCUGGAUUUCUGCUCAUUUGGACUGAAGGUGGACUGAAAAACACAAAGCGACAUAAUUUGACGUAUAUUGAAUUUGAGUCAGAUUGGGUUGUGAACGCAUGAAAUCAAAUGUAAAAUAUUGAACUGUUUUAAGUGUUGGAGUGACAGAAGUCGCUUGAGUGCAGUGCGCGAGAUUAAACACGUUUGAAGAGAUGGACAAAAAUGAAUCAUAAAAAGAGUCUAUUUAUUGAAGAAGUAAGUCAGUCGUACAGUUUGGAACAACAUGAGGUUGGGUCUGCCCACCGUGCACGGAAGACUUCUGCCAGUCGCGUCAAAUUACAGCCCUGAAUAACGCACUUCUAUGGACAAAAUGCAUCUAAAACUAGUGGAGGAAACAGAAUGAGCAGCUGCGGGAAAGCCCUGGAUAAAAGUGAGGACAGGCGAGAUGGAGGCUUUAAGCAGUCCUGGAGGUGUUCUCUCUCAGAUGAUAGUGAAGACGACAGCAGACAUGAUGCCACCCUUGUGACCAUGGAGCGAGUGAGUGGCCAGCAGGAGCUUUCACCUGAGGGAAUCAAGACUCCAUCCAUGAAGCGCUUCAGUGCUAAUGGGUCUGUGGAGACUCAUGAACGGCGUCCAAAUCAAUUAAGACCACUCAACAGAACUGGCAAGCUUAGUGAAGCAGCUCAUUCAGUGAGUGUGUCUGCGCCCCUCAAUCGAACCAGCUAUCUGAUAAUGAGCCCAGCUCCGUCCCAAGGAGUUGUGGUUCAGGGGCGGCUCUUCCAGCACACACAGUUCUCUGCUCCAAGCAGAAAGCUGGAGCAAAGACCUGAUCUGAUCCAAAGAGUUGAGCUGGAGAACAUUCUUCUCACCUGUCCCAAGAUUUCAGAUUCAGAAGACAUCACUGUUAAGAGACGUGUCCAUCAGAAACGGCGGAUGAUGAACAAUAAUCCUGAUCCUGUGGGCAAACCAGUUGAGCAGCCCCUUCAGCCUGAAGAUUACCUCACAGUUUGUGGUAAAUGUGGCCAGCCAAGUGAGGACCAUGUAAAAUGUGACAGCUGUGGAUAUAUGCUACCUGCUGAGACUCUGCCCCUUUCUGCUGUUACAUCAACACUUUCUCCUUGCCCUUCCGUUCGCUCGCAGCUGCCCAACCUUCAGAUAAACAGCUUUUAUGAGUCCACCUCUGGGGGGUGCUCUCAACAGCUAGACGUUAUAAUAAACCCAUCGGUGCGGAUCACCCAUGGAAAUAUGCUCCUCCCGCACAAUGGUAGACCCGUCGCCACUUCUGGAAGCUCAGCUUGUAAUGGACACAAGCAAGCUGGAGGCAAGAAACAGCAGGUCACCAAACCAUGUGAAUUAAACGACCCUAUUGUACUGUCCAGUGAUGACGAUGAAGAAAGUGAUAAUGUCAGCAGCACAGGGACCAUUAAUCGUUUAGACAGCGUGUCGCCACGGCCUGCAGACUCUGCCCACUCAUCUCCAGCACCCUCCGGUGGUCGGGUGGAAGCAGCGGUGAAAGCAGCUGGUGAAUAUGAGGACCCUAGUGCUGACUUUUUCACACAGGCAAACCACAAAAACCUGCUACCCAGGAGGAAUCGCAUGAGAGAUCCAUUUGGGAACACUGUGUUUGAAGAUCCAUCUCCGUCUAAGAAGAUGAAAAUAGGGAAGUUGGACAGUAUUAUUCUGGAGUGCAGGAGUGUAAGGAUUGGCACACUGCGCAGGAUGGUCACCAAACCGGUUGUGUUUACAGUGGAUUACAUUCAGCUGGAUACAGAAGGUCCUGAGGUGGACGUGUUGGAAACAGUUUAUUUGAAGUCGUCGGAGCUGACCAGAUGUGAGUGGUGUAAUGUCAGGAAGCUGCCAGUUCUGUUUCUGCAGACCACCGAUGAGGAGUGCCAGCGUUUACAGGCUCAGCUGCAGAUGUCUCAUGACAACGGAGGAAUAUGGUACGACUGCAACGGCAACAAUGAUGAGAAGUAUAUUGUGUUGAUUUUCGAGAGCGGCCCCACAAUGCAGGAACAAGUAUUUCUGGAGGAUAUCUUUGCUGAAAUCGGCCGAAAUAACAAACUGACAGAUUUCCCUAAGAAGAUCAGUUUUGAUGAGGCCAACGUUAGAUUGGUUGAGUACAAUAAAGCCUCCAAAGAAAAAGAAAAGGUUAAAGAUGAGAAAGCUGCAGAAUCAGCAACACCAUCUUCAUCACCCUCAGCAUCCCUUUCGGUUGUCACGGUUACCGUGGCAACAGCAAAUAUAGCCCAAACAGCCCCCAUCCCUUCUCCAGCGACUAGCUUCCCAACACGCAUGUCUGCUCGGCUCCAAGAGUACUGUGAAGAGGAUGAUGAGAUGGCAGAGCUCCAGCCAACCUUCACUGGUCCAAUCAUCAAGUUGUUGGUUUACCCCCCGCCGCCUGCUAAAGGAGGAAUCUCUGUAACCAAUGAGGACCUGCACUGUUUGAAUGAUGGAGAGUUUCUCAACGACGUCAUCAUUGACUUCUAUUUAAAAUAUCUGUUUUUGGAGAAGUUAAAGAAGGAAGAUGCUCACCGCAGUCAUGUGUUUAGCUCAUUCUUCUAUAAGAGACUCAAUCAAAGAGAGCGGAGAAACGCAGUUGACACGUCCAGCAUACCCAUUCAGAAGAGGAAACACAAUAGAGUGAAGACAUGGACACGUCACGUGGACCUCUUCCAGAAAGACUUCAUCUUUGUGCCCAUCAAUGAGUCUGCACACUGGUAUCUUGCCAUAAUCUGUUUUCCGGGUCUCGAGAAGGCUCAUGUUGAGCCAAACCCACUGUACCAGCCUCAAGCUCCAGUCCAUAGCACUGCUGUCUCCUCCAGCCCACCCACAGAUGGAGGUUCGGAUGAGCUGGUAGACAACAGCCAGCACACAGCCGUCCUGCACAGAUCUGCAGCUGAGGUGAACAGACAGCAGUACACGGAUGGUUUACAUAGAAUAAUCGAAUGUUAUGGAACAGAUGACUCCCAAUACUCUGAUGACCAAAGCUCAUGUCCGGAUGAGUGCAGCGAUGAUGGCACUUUGGUCGAUGAAUGUGGGAGCUUUGACCGAGCAGAGUGGACGUCCAAACCCACCAUCUGCAAACAGCCUUGCAUUCUAAUCAUGGACUCUCUACGUGGACCGACACGGUCGACUGUGGUGAAAACGCUACGAGAGUAUCUAGAGGUGGAGUGGGAGGUGAGGAAGGGCUCUCAGAGGAGUUUCGGGAAAGAGGUGAUGAAGGGCUCGAGUCCUCGUGUGCCCCAGCAGGAUAACUUCAGUGACUGUGGAGUUUACGUGCUACAGUAUGUGGAGAGCUUCUUCGAGAAUCCUCUUCCAAGCUUUGAUCUCCCGAUGAAUUUAUUGGAUUGGUUUCCCCAGCAAAGGAUGAAAACCAAGCGGGAAGAGAUCAAGGAGCUCAUUCUAAAGAUUCAGACUCAUCAGCAGCUCAGUCUGGCGAGUGAGGAACAGACGGACGCCUGCCACAGCCCGUAUGAGGAUAUGUUAGAGUCAGCUGAUCUAAUUCCUCCAAUCAGCUCCUGAGCUCCGCCCACGCUGCUACGCUUCUACCAUCACAUGACUUAUAAACUCUAAAAGCCAAUCAGGGCCUUGUGUGAUUGUUCGCUGCUGGACAACUCUGCCGUUAUUUCUUAUGAUUUCUUAUAGUUUUGAUGAUACAAAAUAUGAAAAAAAGUGUGUUUUUUUUUUUUUUUUUUGUAUUAAAUAAAUUGUGUACAAAAGCUAGGCUUUUUCUUUUACUUUGCUGUUUUUUUAAAUGCCUUUUGAGUUUUGCUCCUCAUUUGUUGCUCCACAUUUCAAUUUUGCGCCAUCUGUGAAAUAAAAGUUCACGUGUUCAUCUUUGAUGAUUUACUCUAAUGUGCCUAGAGGAUUAAAUACAGAACUGUUCAGUAUUCCAUUUGGACUUAAGGCCUCUGAAGCAAAUUAAUGCAUUUUUUGUAAAAAUCAGUAUCCAAGCAAACUUUGUGAUUACAACGAAAUAGAAUUCAUUUUUCAAUGUUCUGCUAUUUGCCGUUCAAGAGUGCACAUUUGCCUUGGUACUAAUACAAGAAUAUGAAGUGUCAAAAA
Molecule: messenger RNA, 4246 nt
Organism: Ctenopharyngodon idella (grass carp)
Lineage: Eukaryota; Metazoa; Chordata; Actinopteri; Cypriniformes; Xenocyprididae
Gene: senp6a
Product: SUMO specific peptidase 6a
Exons: 25
Coding region: 578-3703 (1041 amino acids)
Biological process (GO): regulation of spindle assembly; protein desumoylation; regulation of kinetochore assembly
Cellular component (GO): cytoplasm; nucleus
Molecular function (GO): SUMO-specific endopeptidase activity
Source: RefSeq, a predicted model, not a curated record